This is a messenger RNA of Olea europaea var. sylvestris, 1702 nucleotides long. Its product is annotated as cell division cycle protein 123 homolog. The coding region runs from base 360 to 1367 and encodes 335 amino acids. The record is from RefSeq and is a predicted model, not a curated record. The transcript is spliced from 4 exons. NCBI's taxonomy places the organism in Eukaryota, Viridiplantae, Streptophyta, Magnoliopsida, Lamiales, Oleaceae. Gene Ontology annotation, cellular component: cytoplasm.
CGUGAUAAUUUUCUAGAUCAGUAUUGUGAAACAGUGAAAGUGAAUUGGAGUGACGAAUUAAUUGCACAAACAACCACGCUUUAUCCAUUGUUACUCUAAGCCCAGUUAAAAGCCUCUCUUCAAGGUAAGAUAAAUUUGUGUGAAGCAGAGGGGAAAGGGGCACGUGUUCCGUCGGCAUCGGCAGUAUCAGAUUUAUUUGUGUAAAAAAGCGAAUUUUCUUGAAAACAUCGCGUCCCUCAAAGUGUAAUAGGUGAAAUACAAGAUCCGCCGCCACCAGACACUUGCGGAGAUUACUUGAGUUUUGUGAAGGAAGGUCUCUCCCUUUGUUACAAAGAAGCAGUAAAUUUUUGGUUCUUAAAAUGAAGGAAGAAGAAAUAAAUAGAUGUCAGAUUCAGGAAUGGUAUCCAAAAUUCGAAUCUGUAUCAAUAAAAACCCAGAUUCAUGAGCUCCCGGAGUCCUUUAUUCAGUACCUUCUCGACGAUUCUGGUCCCUUCCUUCUGCCUCUUUCCAUUUCAAAUGAUGAUGCCCUCCCAAAAAGAGUUAAUAAGCCCGAAGAGGAAGAAGAUUUUGUGGCGUCUGAAGGUUCUGGAGAUGAAGCUGAAGAACCAUCACCACCCCCUUCUUUCCCAGAACUGGAAAUGAGGAUUAAAGAAUCCAUUGAAUUCCUUGGGGGUGCUGCAUUUCCCAAGCUUAACUGGAGUGCACCUAAAGACUCUGCAUGGAUAAGUUCAACUGGAAACCUCAAAUGCACCAAUUUCUCUGAGAUUUCUCUUUUGCUGAAAUCUUCCGACUCUCUGGUCCAUGAUCUUUCUCAUGCAUAUGAUUUGUGUUGUGACAAGACUGCAUCAAGGCCACUGAGUUUUUACCUCGCACUUCGCAAGUGGUACCCUUCCCUGCAGCCUCAUAUGGAAUUUCGUUGCUUUGUAUGCAAUCGGAAUCUUGUUGGAAUCUCCCAACGUGAGGUCACUAAUUUUUAUCCUGUUCUUCUUGAGAAAGACAAUUUGAAAAUGACAAUCAGAGGAUUUUUUGUGGAGAAGGUGAUGGAAAAUUUUGAGUCUGAAAGUUACACGUUUGAUGUUUAUGUCACAAGAGAUGGACGAGUUAAACUUUUGGAUUUUAACCCUUGGGGUGGGUUUACCUUGCCAUUGUUGUUUACUUGGGAGGAAUUGGAGGAUAAGUUAAAGGAUGAAGACCAUGAAUUGGAGUUUAGAAUUGUAGAGAACAGCUGUGGUAUUCGUCCAGGUUUAAAGACUGCAGUUCCUUACGAUUAUCUAGAUACAAGCCCAGGCAGCGGUUGGGAUCAGUUCCUAAGGAAUGCCAAUGAGGAAUCAAGGCGGCAGCCAAAAUCUGCUGAAGCAGGUGCAUGAGUGUUUGCUUGCGGAUGAGCUCGAGGAGUUGUCACAUGCUGUCUCAUUCUCGAAGUAUGGCACAAGAUACUGUAAAAAAUACGAGGCAGGAGUGUGUUGAAGAAUGAAUUGACCUAUCUCUUUUCGCUGAAGCAUUUUUGGCCGAUCAAAUCAUGUAGAGCAUCACUUAAACAUGUGUUUAGGGGUUGACUCAAACGUAUGGUACUUGGAAGGAUUUCUGAGCAUGAUCCUUGGGUGAUGAAGGGGUUUGAUUGCACCUUGGUAGCCUUUGCGAUUAGUGAUUGCAUUUCUUACGUAUUUAGGCUUAGACAAGAUUAUUGCUGAACCUUUCUGCU